Molecule: messenger RNA, 1398 nt
Organism: Gracilinanus agilis (Agile Gracile Mouse Opossum)
Lineage: Eukaryota; Metazoa; Chordata; Mammalia; Didelphimorphia; Didelphidae
Product: keratin, type I cytoskeletal 16-like
Exons: 8
Coding region: 1-1398 (465 amino acids)
Cellular component (GO): keratin filament
Molecular function (GO): structural molecule activity
Source: RefSeq, a predicted model, not a curated record
AUGACCACCUGCAGCAGACAAUUCACUUCUUCCAGUUCCAUGAAGGGUUCUUGUGGCCUUGGAGGUGGCUCCAGCCGCAUCUCCAUGCUGGGUGGAGGCUCCUGCAGAGCUCCCAGCGCCUAUGGGGGCUCAGGCUUUGGGGGCAUGUCAGUGACAACCUCCCGCUUCUCCUCUGGGGGGGCCUGUGGUCUGGGAGGAGGCUAUGGUGGAGCCUUCAGCAGCAACAGCAGUUUUGGGGGAGGCUAUGGUAGUGGAGCUGGUUAUGGCAGUGGCUUUGGUGGUGGUUAUGGUGGUGGCUUUGGUAGCAUGGAUGGUCUCUUGGCUGGUGGGGAGAAAGUGACCAUGCAGAACCUCAAUGACCGCUUGGCCUCCUACCUGGACAAGGUUCGGUCCCUAGAAGAGGCCAACACUGACCUGGAAGUGAAGAUUCGGGAUUGGUACCAGAAGCAGAGGCCAACUGAGAGCAAGGACUAUAGCCCCUACUACAGGACCAUUGAGGAGCUCAAGAGCAAGAUCUUAACAGCUACAAUUGACAAUGCCCAGACCGUGUUGCAGAUUGAUAAUGCUAGACUGGCUGCUGAUGACUUCAGAAACAAAUAUGAGCAUGAGUUGGCCUUGCGACAGGCUGUGGAGGCUGAUAUCAAUGGCCUACGCAGGGUAUUGGAUGAAUUGACCCUGGCCAGGGCUGACCUGGAAAUGCAGAUUGAAGGCUUGAAAGAGGAGCUGGCCUACCUGAAGAAGAACCACGAGGAGGAGAUGAAUGCCCUGAGGGGUCAGACUGGUGGUGAUGUCACUGUGGAGAUGGAUGCUGCCCCUGGUGUCAACCUGACCCAAGUGCUGUCUGACAUGCGUGACCAGUAUGAGCAGCUGGCUGAGAAGAACCGCAGAGAUGCUGAGGCCUGGUUCAUGAGCAAGACAGAGGAGCUGAACCGAGAAGUAGCCUCCAACAGUGAAAUGAUCCAGAGUGGCAAGACUGAGAUCUCUGAGCUGCGUAGAGUGCUUCAGGGCCUGGAGAUUGACCUGCAGUCCCAGAUCAGCAUGAAAGCUUCCCUGGAAAGCAGCUUGGAAGAAACCAAAGGUCGCUAUUGCGUCCAGCUGUCCCAGAUCCAAGGACUCAUCAGCAGCGUCGAGGAGCAGCUGGCCCAACUCCGCUGUGAGAUGGAACAACAGAACCAAGAGUACAAGAUCCUCCUGGACGUGAAGACCCGGCUGGAGCAGGAGAUCGCCACCUACCGCCGCCUGCUGGAGGGAGAGGAUGCCCAUCUUUCUUCCCAGUAUUCAUCUGGCCAGUCCUCUUACUCCUCUCAGGAAGGACACUCUGGCCGCCAGCCCCGUCCCAUCAUCAAGGAACAGACUGUGACCACUACUCACAGCCAAAGCCAGCGCUCCAAGCAAUGA